AUGUCGUUUACGGACCGUAACCCGCUCUCGUUAUCCAUGCCUCAGCACAACUUGAAACAGUUGACGAAGCAAUUGGAACGAGAUUGGAACGACGAGGAAGAGAAGAGAAGGUGCGAAAAGAAUGAAAAGAGUAAUCACGCGGAGGAGAGAGGGUCGAGAAACAGCAACAACAACUUUAACAACAUUAGAGGUGGUGGUGGAAAUGGUGGUGCUCUGAGAAUAGAUAACGUCCUCGUCGAGGACAGACCAAAGCUGGCGUAUCUAACUAUAGAAGACUUGAAAAAGAAAGCGAAACCGUGGAGAGAGUUUUUCAGCACGGACUAUUUGAGAAAGUCGUAUAGCGUGCCGAGAACGAAAAGGGAGGCGUACGCUCGAUUCGAUCGAAACGUGUACGAGUAUUUAGGGAAUUAUCGGAGGUGUUCGUGGAUCAUAGCUUUGGCUUUGUUGUAUAAAAAACCGAAAGCAAUCGCCGGCGGCGUCAUCAUCUUGAAACUGUACGACGUGUUGCAAGUGCUCGGUCAAACCGUGGCGAUACAGGAUUCGCACAAGACGGUGAUUCAGUUUUUCUUGCAGGUUUUGAUUUGGGUGGUGUCGAUAGUGACGAGAGUGUUUGCGAGUCUUUCCAUGGCGGUAGCGGUGGUGUUUACGAUAUUGGGAUUGCACGCGAUAUUGAGACGGUUGGACGCGCCAAAGCCGACAAAAAGAAACGGAAAAAGAAUCUCAGGGGUCGUCUGGGAAACUAAGUCGCCGAGAGAAAUGAAUAACGCGAAUAAUAGAGGUGGAAUAGGAGGGAUCAUAGGUAGUUUGAUAAAUAGGAACAAAACGCAACGGAGGACUUGA
Messenger RNA from Bathycoccus prasinos, 840 nucleotides. RefSeq lists its product with no specific name. The record is from RefSeq and is a predicted model, not a curated record. The transcript has a single exon. Lineage: Eukaryota; Viridiplantae; Chlorophyta; Mamiellophyceae; Mamiellales; Bathycoccaceae. Gene Ontology annotation, biological process: vesicle-mediated transport. Gene Ontology annotation, cellular component: Golgi apparatus; endoplasmic reticulum. Bases 1 to 840 code for a protein of 279 amino acids.